Molecule: messenger RNA, 1206 nt
Organism: Arachis duranensis
Lineage: Eukaryota; Viridiplantae; Streptophyta; Magnoliopsida; Fabales; Fabaceae
Product: dof zinc finger protein DOF5.4
Exons: 1
Coding region: 164-1150 (328 amino acids)
Biological process (GO): regulation of DNA-templated transcription
Molecular function (GO): DNA binding; DNA-binding transcription factor activity
Source: RefSeq, a predicted model, not a curated record
UAGAUUGAUUGAGACAUCUUAGGUGGAGCGCAGGGAUAUUUGUCAGUGAGACACAAUUCCUUCUCUUCUAGACUUUUACUUCUUCCUUCACAUUCCACAAUACAAUAAAAUACAAUACAAAUUCAUCACCACACUCACCAAAUAUAACCUUCUCUUUUUCAAAAUGCAAGACUCACCUUCCACCGCCCCCGCUGGUGGCAGGUUUUUCGGCGGAGGAGUCGGAGACAGGAGGCUCAGGCCUCACAACCAGCACCAGGAACCGUUGAAGUGCCCUCGCUGUGAUUCGCUCAACACUAAGUUCUGCUAUUACAACAACUACAACCUCUCUCAGCCGCGCCACUUCUGCAAGAACUGUCGCCGCUACUGGACCAACGGCGGCGUCCUCCGUAACGUCCCCGUCGGCGGAGGUUGUCGGAAAUCCAAAUCCAAGCGCUCCAACGCGAAGUCCAAGAAAAGCAACAACAACAACUGCUCCUCCUCUUUGGAAGCCGCUCCGGAAACAACAACACCGCAACCGCAAUUGCCGGAGGGAAAUUCGAACUCGAACUCGAACUCUGGCAGCGAAAGCUCCAGCCUCACCGCCAUCGCCACUAGCUCCGCCACCACGGAGGCGGCGUCUGCGGCGACGUCAAACGCUGCGUUGAGCAAGAAUCCGGUCCCCGACGAGAACGUGAAUAACUCUAACUUCACUGAUGGCGGUGGUUAUUACGGUGGCUUCUCUGACAUAGGAACAUUCACGAGCCUUAUGAGUUCAGCAAACGAAACGAUGUCGUUUGGUUUUGAAAACAAUGUUAACGUUCUCGAUGCGACGUCGUUUCGUUUCGGUAACGAUGAUGGCGGGUGGCUGCAGCAGAAAGUUAUCGGAAAUGGAAGCGACGAUCGGCGUAAUAAUAAUAAUAAUAAUAAUCAGGAGUUUGCAACGGAGCCGUUGAUGCUGGAUCAGACGGGUCCUGUUGAGUUGUCGUCGCUGCAGAAUGGGAAAGUUGGCAACGGAGGAUGUGGACCGUUGGAUUGGCAUGCAGCUGGUGGUGAUGGUUCUGAUCAUGAUCAUGAUUUGUUUGAUCUUACUAGCGCCGUUGAUCAGAGUUACUGGACCCACACUCACUGGUCUGAUCAAGAUAACAGUCCAAAUCUCUUUCAUCUUCCUUGAAAUCCCUGAAGGAAUAAGGAAUUCCUCUUUUACCUUUUUUUUUGGGAGUUUUAUAC